GCUGCUCACAGGAACCCUGGGCGGGGCUGAGGCUUGUCUCUCGUACUGUGGAUGUUGGCUGCUUGAUCAUGAAUCGUUAUUUGAUUUCCCUUCAGCUGCUGAAGCGCAUUUCUUGUCACGAGAGGAAGCUCCUGCUGCCAGCGGCGGCGUUCACACCAGUGAGGAUGGCCAGUUCUGAUUCUUAUAGAAUUGAAUUUGACACCUUUGGAGAACUGAAAGUUCCCAAUGAUAAAUAUUACGGAGCUCAGACUGUUCGUUCAACAAUGAAUUUCAAAAUUGGAGGUGUGACUGAGCGGAUGCCGUUGCAAGUUAUCAGAGCAUUUGGAAUCUUAAAAAAAGCAGCAGCAGAAGUUAAUAAGGAUUACGGCCUUGACCCCAAAAUCGCUGCGUAUAUUAUCAAGGCGGCUGAUGAGGUUGCUGCUGGUAAGCUUGAUGAUCAUUUCCCUUUAGCUGUGUGGCAAACUGGCUCUGGAACACAGAGCAACAUGAAUGUUAAUGAAGUAAUUAGUAACCGAGCCAUUGAGAUGAUGGGUGGAAAGCUUGGAAGCAAAGACCCUGUGCACCCUAAUGAUCACGUUAAUAAAAGCCAGAGUUCCAAUGAUACUUUUCCCACAGCAAUGCAUAUUGCUGCUGCCAAAGAAGUUAAUGAAGUUCUGUUACCUGGACUGAAAAAGCUUCAUGAUUCUUUAGAAAAAAAAUCGAAAGAAUUUGCAAACAUUAUUAAAAUUGGCCGUACCCACACACAAGAUGCUGUGCCACUUACUUUGGGACAGGAAUUCAGUGCCUAUGUACAACAGAUAAAAUAUGGUAUUGCUAGAAUUGAAGGUGCCUUACCAAGAGUCUACGAACUGGCAGCUGGUGGUACAGCAGUUGGAACUGGGUUAAAUACUAGAGUUGGAUUUGCUGAAAAAGUUGCUGCCAAAGUAUCUGAACUCACAGGAUUACCUUUCAUCACUGCUCCAAACAAAUUUGAAGCUCUUGCUGCUCAUGAUGCCCUGGUCGAAUUGAGUGGCGCUUUGAACACUGUCGCUUGCAGCCUAAUGAAGAUUGCCAAUGACAUUCGUUUUCUUGGGUCUGGCCCACGUUCUGGUCUUGGAGAAUUGAUAUUGCCAGAAAAUGAACCUGGAAGCAGUAUUAUGCCUGGCAAAGUGAAUCCUACACAGUGUGAAGCUGUAACUAUGGUAUGCGCCCAAGUGAUGGGGAACAACGUUGCUAUAACGAUAGGAGGCAGUAAUGGACAUUUUGAAUUAAAUGUUUUCAAGCCUUUAAUUAUAAAAAAUAUUCUCAACUCUGUGAGGUUGCUUGGUGAUGCUUCAGUUUCAUUUACCGACAAUUGCGUUGUUGGAAUUCAAGCAAAUACUGAAAGAAUCAACAAAUUGAUGAAUGAAUCUUUAAUGCUUGUAACUGCACUAAAUCCACACAUAGGGUAUGAUAAAGCUGCCAAAAUUGCCAAAACCGCACACAAGGAAGGUGGAACAUUAAAAGAAACUGCCAUAAAACUUGGAAUUCUUACAUCAGAGCAGUUUGACCAGUGGGUUAAACCAGAAGAAAUGCUUGGUCCAAAAUAAUACUAUUCGUAUCCCAAAUACUUUUGUUAUAUUUUUCAAAAUAAAUAUUAAAGGGGUUGGCCCAUCUCAGAUUUUGAUGGCAUAUCAUCAGGAUAUGCCAUCAAAGUCAAGUGCAGGUACCAUCUCUGGGACCCGUUCCAUCUCCUGAACAGGGCCCCUAAAGUGAAGAAGAGCAUGUUCUCUCCAUUCACUGCAGUGAGACUGACUAAAUAGCCAAGCGAGCGUGUUCGGCUCGAAGUCACAUAGUGGUGACUAAAGGGUGGUCAGGCUUGUGAGGUGCCCUCUUCUACACUUUGGGGGGGUCAUUCUGGUGUUAGUUGCAGGUCAAGGCUCUGGGACCUGCACCUGACAUUGAUGGCAUAUCCUAGCAAUAUGUCAUCAAAAUCUGAGAUGAGACAACCACUUUAUUUGUCAUUUCAGUUUCUGUGUGCAUUAAAGGGAACCUGUCAUCAACUUUAUGCUGACCUUACUGAGGGCAGCAUAAAUUACUGACAGAAAUGCUGAUUUCAGUAGUGUGUCACUCAUCAGCUAAAAGUAAGUUGUUGCCAAG
Molecule: messenger RNA, 2118 nt
Organism: Bufo bufo (common toad)
Lineage: Eukaryota; Metazoa; Chordata; Amphibia; Anura; Bufonidae
Gene: FH
Product: fumarate hydratase
Exons: 10
Coding region: 69-1568 (499 amino acids)
Biological process (GO): malate metabolic process; fumarate metabolic process; tricarboxylic acid cycle
Cellular component (GO): tricarboxylic acid cycle heteromeric enzyme complex; mitochondrion
Molecular function (GO): fumarate hydratase activity
Source: RefSeq, a predicted model, not a curated record